Medicago truncatula (barrel medic) is the source of this 1234-nucleotide messenger RNA. Its product is annotated as peroxidase P7. NCBI's taxonomy places the organism in Eukaryota, Viridiplantae, Streptophyta, Magnoliopsida, Fabales, Fabaceae. Gene Ontology annotation, biological process: response to oxidative stress; hydrogen peroxide catabolic process. Bases 68 to 1033 code for a protein of 321 amino acids. Gene Ontology annotation, molecular function: heme binding; peroxidase activity. The record is from RefSeq and is a predicted model, not a curated record. The transcript is spliced from 3 exons.
UACAACCUAAUAACCCAAUAAUUUCCUUACUAGUCACUUAUCAAUAAUCAUUAAUUGCUUAGUAAAAAUGUCCUCACAUAGGUAUUUCUCAAUGUUCUUCCAUGCAAUAGUGUUAGCAGCACUUGCAACCAAAACAUUUUCAGCACUCACAACAAAUUAUUAUGACUACACAUGCCCUAAUGCUUUGAGCACUAUUAGAAGUGUUGUUGAAGCUGCAGUUGAAAAAGAGAAUCGUAUGGGUGGCUCUUUACUACGCUUGCAUUUUCAUGAUUGCUUUGUUAAUGGUUGUGAUGGUUCAAUUCUUCUAGACUCUACACCUUCGAUGGACAGUGAAAAAAAUGCAAAUCCAAAUAUAAAUUCAGCAAGAGGAUUUGAAGUUGUUGAUGAGAUUAAGGAUGCUGUUGAUAAAGCAUGUGGAAAACCAGUUGUUUCUUGUGCAGACAUUUUGGCUGUAGCUGCAAGAGACUCUGUCGUUGCGUUAGGAGGACCAUCAUGGAAAGUGAAACUAGGAAGAAGAGACUCAAAGACAGCAAGUCGUGCCGAUGCAGAUUCAGGCAAUAUCCCCGGACCAGCAUUCAGUCUUUCUCAACUCAUCAAAAACUUCGACAAUAAAGGCCUAAACGAAAAAGACCUCGUUGCCCUAUCUGGAGCACACACUAUUGGAUUUUCGCGCUGUCUUUUAUUUAGAGACCGAAUCUACAAUGACAAAAACAUCGAUGCAAACUUCGCAAAACAGCUUCAAGACAUUUGUCCCAGAGAAGGCGGAGACUCCAACCUUGCAGCUCUGGACUGUGUUACACCGGCAAAAUUCGAUGAGGCAUAUUACAUGGAACUGAUUAAAAAGAAAGGGCUUCUUCAUUCGGAUCAGGAAUUAUUGAAUGGUGAUUAUACUGGAUCGUUGGUUAGAAAGUAUAGGCGCGAUACAAGUGCUUUCUACAACGACUUUGCGAAAUCUAUGAUUAAGAUGGGAAAUAUUAAGCCACUUACUGGGAGUCAAGGUGAAAUUCGUUCAAAUUGCAGGAGAGCCAAUUAAUUCAUCAAGAUAUUGUUAAGCAUUAUAUGUAUUAGUUCUGCAUAUAUAAGUUAAUAAGAGGAGCACUUGAAUUUGGUUGUUCACAAGUGUGAUAAAUUAAAGUUUAUGAUAGAAAAAAAUGUAAUCUUUUGUAUUGUUUUGGAUUCUAUUCAUUUCUGUUUAAUAUUGUUAUGAUUAAGGGAUUGAUUUGUAUUAAUUUAA